This is a messenger RNA of Podospora anserina S mat+, 723 nucleotides long. RefSeq lists its product as uncharacterized. The transcript is spliced from 2 exons. Gene Ontology annotation, biological process: protein import into mitochondrial matrix. The coding region runs from base 1 to 723 and encodes 240 amino acids. Lineage: Eukaryota; Fungi; Ascomycota; Sordariomycetes; Sordariales; Podosporaceae. Gene Ontology annotation, cellular component: mitochondrial inner membrane; TIM23 mitochondrial import inner membrane translocase complex. The record is from RefSeq and is a predicted model, not a curated record. Gene Ontology annotation, molecular function: transmembrane protein transporter activity.
AUGUCUCUCUGGGAUACCCUGACGGGCAAGAAGUCCUCGUCACAAACCCCCUCAUCGACUGCGCCGCCACCCACCACACAGUCACCACCCACCAGCACCGGCUAUGCCUCCUCCCCAGCUCCCUUCGACCCAACCCAGGCCCAGGGUGUUGAGCAGUUCCUCGGCACCUCUUCUUUCGCCGACCCAACACAACUACAUGCCUUCGCUGGCAUCGACAAGGACACACUCGACUACCUCAGCCUCGAAGACUCUGCCCUCACAGACCUCCCCGGUGGCCAGUCGGUACUGCCAUCCCGCGGCUUCACAGACGAUCUCUGCUACGGCACCGGUGUGACCUACCUGGCAGGUCUGACAUUAGGAGGUGCUUGGGGUCUACAAGAAGGAUUGAGGAGGUCGGCCGACCAGCCGCCAAAGCUGCGGUUGAACACGGUGCUCAACUCGAUCACCAGGAGAGGACCUUUCUUGGGCAACUCGGCGGGUGUGGUGGCUAUUGUGUACAACUGCGUCAACUCAUACAUUGGCUACGUCAGGGGGAAGCACGAUGCUGCCAACAUGAUUCUGGCGGGUGGCAUCAGCGGCGCGAUUUUCAAGAGCACAAGGGGUCUCCGGCCAAUGAUGAUUUCGGGUGGUCUCGUGGCCUCGGUGGCUGGUCUCUGGGCGAUCACCCGGCGCACAUUCUUCCCCACAAGCCAACCGCAACACAAGGAGCUCGAGAACCUUUAA